This is a messenger RNA of Mucor velutinosus, 1719 nucleotides long. RefSeq lists its product as uncharacterized. The transcript is spliced from 6 exons. Gene Ontology annotation, molecular function: triacylglycerol lipase activity. Bases 1 to 1719 code for a protein of 572 amino acids. The record is from RefSeq and is a predicted model, not a curated record. Gene Ontology annotation, biological process: lipid metabolic process. Lineage: Eukaryota; Fungi; Mucoromycota; Mucoromycetes; Mucorales; Mucoraceae.
AUGAGCCUGUCUACAUUUUUAUUCCUCGGUUACAAAACCGUGAAGCAUGGCACACCGAUGCUAUUCAACAUCUUGGCAAGUCUCAGCAAAUCCUUGGCUCCUCUCACUCGAUAUUUAGCCAAAACGACCAUUAUUGGACCUCUAUUUGCCUUUGUGAUACGAUGCUUGUUCUUUCUCGGUUUCAUUUUAUUGUUAAUGAGCGAUCAGCUCAUCCGUGCAGUGUUUAGGCUGUUUAUUGGAAGACAUCCUUCCAAACAAAACUACUCCAUCACAAGUGCAAUGGAUCCUCGUAUAGAACUAUUUGAUGAUACAAUCCCGAGAUCGAAACAUUUGGAAGAUAGCGAACUAUUCAGGCAGAGAAAGCAACUGCGCAUGACUGACUCCACUGGCCCUGAAUCACGCGCACUCACAUCAUUGUUGAAGAGGCCAAAAUACUCGGUGCCUCUGGCUUAUACACUCUCCGUAGCCAGUAAAUUGGUGUAUGAAGAAGUCGAGAUCAUUAAAUACGAGCUGAAAAGGGCAGGAUUUGAUGUUGACCGCACAUUCAAGCCAAUUGCUUAUAAGAACAUUUGUGCUUUCAUCGCUGAGAAAGAUGACGAUAUUCUAUUGGUAUUCAGAGGAACCAAUCCAUUGAACAUCCAAAACUAUCUCACCAACAUCUCCAUGACCAUGACAGAGAUCAAAUCACCGUGGGGGCCCAUGGGUAAGGUACACAAGGGCUAUUGGAAGGCCAUGGGAGAGCCCAUGAAGCGUAAGGACGAUCAUGAGACUGUGAAAACGACCAUGACACCAGAUGGGCCGGUGUUGCGCAUCGAGCUUACAAAUACGUCAGUAUACCGAACCAUUGUAUCCGCUGUUCAGGGCACAGCUAAAAUUAUCAAGUUCCUGACGACCAAUCUGUUUCAUCAUGUCAAGGAGCCCAUUGAUAGCAGUUGGGUGGGACCUGAUAUCGAUAUUCGUACCAACAGCAUGUACGCAUUGGCAGAAAAGCAUAUUUUAGAAUUGAUUCAUCAUCAUCACUCGCCAGACGAAAAGCAAUCGAGAAGAAGAUCUGGGCUAUCACACGGGGGUACAGCACCCAGCACCACUGCAACAAAAAAGAAAAAGAGACUGUUCAUCACAGGGCACUCGCUAGGAGGCUCAAUGGGGUUGAUCUUUCUCGCAAAGAUGCUGCAAUCAAAGAGCCCAUUAUUGGACCAUUUUGCAGGACUGUACACGUAUGGACAGCCCAAGAUUGGGGAUACCGAGUUCUCCAAGGUGUUUAGUCCACGCAUGACAAGCAAGAUUUUUCACCAUGUGUAUAACAACGACAUUGUGCCCCGUAUCCCUCGUUUUUGGCACUACGAUACCCCACCUGGAUCACUCGUCUAUAUUGACUCUGCAUUCAAUAUUACCAUUUACCCGCCAAACCCUUACACAAAUGAACCAGUGCCUGUACGUCCGAUUUCGUUCCUGCAUUUAUCUGGAUUGUUGAAUCGAUAUGUCAUCCGUCGCCUGCCCCGUGAAAAUCAAAUCCGCAUCUUGUUUCGUAUUCUGUUUCCCUUCUUUAUGAAUGACCAUUUCAUCAACGAUUACUGCCAGAGUUUGCGACAAGGUAAAGUGCAGUGGGUUAUCAUGGGUGCUGGUGGACUGGAAGGCGGUGAUGAAGAGCAACAAAAGGCUGUACACAAGCGCGGCAGUCUGCAGAGACGACUUAGUAUUGUAGAUGUUCAUGAUUGA